Molecule: messenger RNA, 494 nt
Organism: Aplosporella prunicola CBS 121167
Lineage: Eukaryota; Fungi; Ascomycota; Dothideomycetes; Botryosphaeriales; Aplosporellaceae
Exons: 1
Coding region: 137-400 (87 amino acids)
Source: RefSeq, a predicted model, not a curated record
AGGGGAGUGGAAGGACUGUGACAACGACCGCUCCAAUGCCGACGACCUCAUUCACGAUGUCAACGAUCUCUACAACGAGUGGAACGGCCUCACGGCCUAAAGUCAACCAGAUGCGAUACGAAAAGUCUCAUGAGCAAUGAAAAAUGCGAAAGCAAUAAUAAUAGUCUAUUUGUUGUGCUUUUUUAAAGGCGAAUGUUUCGAGUGGCUUUACUAUUUACCAGACUGCGUCAAGGAAGGAAGUUUUAGCAGCAGUGCACUUAAUGUAAUACGUCCGAUGGCUGAGCCGGAUGCGAGAUGUAGGAUCAGACAUCAAGUAGCAUACCUUAACAUCUACCAGCCACCGUUGAACGGGCCAAAAGCUACCUGCCUACGCAGCAAGCUGAAAACGCUGAAACGCUGAACCCCCCAACGCCAUCAGACAUGCAGAAAUGGAAAGACCACGGAAACUGGCUCAACAUAUCUCUCUACCAUUAUUUCCUUCCACACCAAGCCAG